AUGUCCAUUCUGAAAUUCCUCAAGUUAAAACUCGGUCGCAAAGCUCCCACCACCAUGACUACCACGAAGAUCAAACUCGUUUCCAACCCCCGCUACCAGAAGUCGGGCACCAAGUCGUACGUGCAUAUGAUGCGCAAGUAUGGCUUCCAUCCGACCAAGGAAGGGCCCUAUUUCAUUGCCACUACGAUGCAGCAGACAGGCCGUCAGUACACGGACAAGCCAGUCGGCGGCCGCGUGCAUGCCCGCCAGGUGCUACAGAAGAAGAGUGUCGAUAGUGACCAAGUUGGAGAGGUCGGUGCCGACGAUGUCCAGAAUGAUUCGAUGUAUCUAGCAGAGGUGGGAAUUGGCACUCCAGCCCAGAACUUGAAUCUGGAUUUUGACACCGGCUCUGCGGAUCUUUGGGUCUGGUCCACUAAGUUGCCCUCUGCGACCCUGUCUCAAGGAAAGGACCAUACGAUCUUCGACUCGAGCAAGUCGAGUUCUUUCUCAAACAAGAGUGGAGAAACGUGGAAGAUUUCCUAUGGUGAUGGCUCUUCGGCGUCCGGUACCGUGGGAACUGACAAUGUCAACAUCGGAGGCGUGGUGGUGAAGAACCAAGCCAUCGAGUUGGCGGACAAAAUGUCUGCGCAGUUUACAAGUGGCGCAGGUGAUGGACUGCUGGGUCUUGCCUUUGGUAACAUCAACACGGUCCAACCAACGGCAGUAAAGACCCCCGUUGAGAACAUGAUCUCCCAGUCCGAUAUUCCCAAGUCGGCCGAGCUGUUCACCGCGAAGCUAGGUUCGUGGCGCGACGCUGAUGAGCCGGACAAGGGGGAGUCAUUCUAUACCUUUGGCUUUAUUGACCAGGACACGGUGAAGGACUCGGGCGAAGACAUUUACUACACUCCCGUCGACAAUAGCCAGGGCUUCUGGAUGUUUGACUCCACCUCGGCGACUGUGAAUGGCAAGUCCAUUUCUCGCUCUGGGAACACAGCCAUUGCCGAUACAGGCACUACUCUCGCCCUCGUAGACGACAGUACUUGCAAGGCGAUCUACGACGCAAUCGACGGAGCAUACUACGACAAUGACAGCCAGGGCUAUAUCUACCCCGAAAACACCACAGCCGACAAGCUCCCCGUGGUGUCUUUUGCUGUUGGUGAUAAGCAGUUUGUCAUUCAGAAAGAGGAUCUGGGCUUUGCACAAGCAAAGUCUGGAUAUAUUUAUGGUGGAAUUCAGAGCCGAGGCUCCAUGACUAUGGAUAUCUUGGGUGAUACCUUUUUGAAGGGUGUCUAUGCAGUCUUCGAUGUCGGAAAUAUGCGUUUUGGUGCGGUGCAGCGCAAGGAGCUUCACCAGAACCUUUCGACACCUUCGGAGUAG
Molecule: messenger RNA, 1356 nt
Organism: Penicillium macrosclerotiorum
Lineage: Eukaryota; Fungi; Ascomycota; Eurotiomycetes; Eurotiales; Aspergillaceae
Product: pepsin-like aspartic protease
Exons: 3
Coding region: 1-1356 (451 amino acids)
Biological process (GO): proteolysis
Molecular function (GO): aspartic-type endopeptidase activity
Source: RefSeq, a predicted model, not a curated record